Molecule: messenger RNA, 2900 nt
Organism: Sardina pilchardus (European sardine)
Lineage: Eukaryota; Metazoa; Chordata; Actinopteri; Clupeiformes; Clupeidae
Product: receptor-interacting serine/threonine-protein kinase 2
Exons: 11
Coding region: 104-1753 (549 amino acids)
Biological process (GO): protein phosphorylation; regulation of apoptotic process
Molecular function (GO): ATP binding; protein serine/threonine kinase activity
Source: RefSeq, a predicted model, not a curated record
AACAGUUUAUGAUCUCGUACUUCUGCGAAGCGGUGUAAAUGAAGUCUGUAGCGCUGAGCAGUGGCGUGUGCUCUGCAUAGUAUUCAAUGUGAGGAUCUGAAGAAUGGAUAAUCUUCUUCAACAGUUGCCACAUAUAGAAGAGGGAGAUAUUCUUAAUUUGACUCUGACAGCGACUAGUGCAGAAACUUGCCUGCGGGGCCGAUACAAGGGCACAGGGCGGCUCGUAGCGGUGAAACUAUUGCGAAGUCAUUCGUCUCAAAGUGGCGAGAGGGUGAGGAACACCUUGGAGCCACAACAGAUGAAGACUGAGAGACUGCUGGUUCCGCUUGGUGUGUAUCGGACUCGUUUUUUCUCUGGUCUGGUGUCGGAAUGGAUGACAGCUGGUUCGCUGCAUUCACUCCUAUAUGAGACAAAGCUGUACCCUGAAUUCCCCGUCUGCCUUCGCCUGCGCCUGCUCUGUGACAUUGCAGAGGGCCUGUCUCACCUGCACUCGAUCCCUCUCCCUCACCUGGCCCUCAGAGCCACGCACGUUAUCCUGGACCAGCAAUACCGUGCCAAGUUAUGCGGUUGGGGGUUGCCAGAGUCCUCCCCCUCUGAAAGAGUCGGGCCUCGCUACAGAAACCUGGCCUACCUCUCACCAGAAGCAUUGUAUGAGAGUGGGAGCUCAGUGAAGACAGACAUGUAUAGUUUUGGCGUCCUUCUUUGGGAAACAUUGAACAGACAACAUGCUUCUGAAGAUUUUGUACAGCAGCAGUUGAUAUUGCGUGGUACGGAGCAAAGCUUGGAGCAGGGAGCAGAAAGCAGUUUGUUGCCGUCUGAUACACCCCAUCUCCGUGCCCUCACUGAGCUUGUUUUGAGUUGUUGGAACAGUGACCCCGAGAGACGUCCAUCUGCGGAAGACUGUCUUGCGGUCCUGAGAACGGCCUUGUUGUCCUUUGACCCUGCGGCCCCAGUCAAAGCUGCUCUCCGCUUGAAGGAGAUUAAGGAGAGGGCAAUGCUGAGCUGUCAAAACUCACCAACCUGGGAAAUUCCCAUUGAGCUGAACAAUCUUGAGAACUCUGCUGACUACAAGUUCAUGCAUUCCAAAACGCUGCCCAUGGAUAUCCUACGGCCUCCCGCUCAGACUCCUGCAUCGUCUGGCAGUAGCCCCAGCAAAGGGUCCCCUCUUCCCUCACCACCCAGGAGUGGCCAACACAGACGAGGCUGCUUCGGCAAGUGCUCAGGUGGGAGGAACCAGACCUCACCAUGCUCAGAAUCUCCCAAGCCCAGAGUCCAGUUGACUGGCCGAGCUUUGACAGCAUCUCCCCGUCUACAUAGCCCCUCUCCCCCUCUCCUCAACCCCUCUCCACCCAGCUCCAGCUCCAGCUCCAGCUCCAGCCCCAGCUCCUCUCCCAUGGCUCCCUUCCAUGCCCAGGCCAGAUCUAAGAACCCGGGCCUGCCGAGCUCGUCUCCCCCGCGCCGCGUGAGCUGCUGUGGCCUGCUGCUGGAGCGCCGUGAGCUCAUAGUCCGGUGGAUGACGGAGGGGCGCCUCAACCACCUGCUGGACGUGCUCCGCUCUCGCCAGGCCCUGAGCUACGAGGCCUACGAGAUCAUCACCGCCGCGGUCACCCUGGCGGCCCGCACGCGCUGCAUGCUCGACACCUGCUGCUGCCUCGGGGAGAGGGUCGCCGCCCUGGUGGCCGUCACGCUCGGCCUGGUUUCUGCCUCCUCCACCGCCACUGCUGCCAGAGGCAGAGCUCAACUGGCUCACUGAGUCAGAGACACUUUGGGAGUGCUGAUGACACAAAUAGAUGCGGAAAAAUGAAGAUGACAAACAAUGGAAAAGAUAAAUUUUUCGCCCUUCCUGCUUUUGACUGUGUUACACUAGGAAGCCAUAAGGAAAGAGGGAUCUUGAAAUGUGUGCCUUAUUUCACUUAUUUUGAAGGGUCACUGUACUCUUAAUAGCUGUAUGUAUUUACACAUGAGUUUCUUGCUUGGUUCUCAUAAUCAAAACUUCCCAGUAUGUAUAAACACCAGAGUGUUUUAAGUACAAACACUGAAUGGACAGAAAGAGGACUUUGAGGGCUGGAGGAGCUAAACUAGUUGACACACCACGCCUAGCUUUAUCAGAACAGAACAGAAACACAGGCACUCAAACACGACUGAUAGUGUGCCAAUGAAACUGACAACAUGUGAACCUGAUGACAUUUGUUUUCAUGUUCCAUGCCACCUAUAUACACCUUAAAACCAACGUAGAGACAUUGUGGAAGUAUUUAAUCAGUAAGGUGUGAAAGCUAUUAGCCUCAUGAAGAUGAAGGGCACUUUCAGAACAGACGAAACCAAAGACUGUUGAAGCAUGUAGGUCUGUCUGUCAGAUGGUCUUCUGUGAGUGAUGUGUAACUUGCUAUCACCUGAUUAGCUUUAUCAGGUGAUGUGGAUGCCCCACAUAGAGACAAAAUGUAUUUAAUGGCUCCUGUAGGUUUGGUGAAAGACUUAUCUAUCUGUAGUUUUUAUAAAACAAUUAGAUUAGCUCGGGAUGCUUUCCAGUUUCCUGUUUCUGUUUUUAUGUUAUUGUUUUUCAUGAUUUUUAAAAGGGUGAAAUAAUAUUAGUGAUCUAAACUUAAAAUCUAAACUUUGUUUUUCUGUGUUGAGAGAACAACUCAAUAUAUUAGAUAUUUUGGGGGGGGGGGGGGAAUGUUCAUUGAAGAAAUGUACAUGCACCUUACAGAAUUAGAUAUCCAAAUUGACGUUUAUGUUGUGUUCACUGCUGCCAUUAAGCAGCAUUUUAACAGUGAUUUAUCUGUUUUAUGUGGUCCUUUAUGUAUGGUUUCCCCACAUGCCUGUGGUGAGUGGGACUAUGUGCUGAUGUAGUGCUGUAUCUUGUAACAAGAGACUGGGUCAAAUAUAUUUUAUCCCAUUUC